CGUCCACGCCACUCCUGACAGUCCGAGGAUCAGAAGGGCUGUACAUGGUAAAUGGACCACCACAUUUUACAGAAAGCACAGUGUUCCCAAGAGAAUCUGGGAAAAAUUGCAAAGCCUAUACCUUUAGUAAGGAUGGGACCUUGUUUGCCUGGGGCAAUGGAGAAAAAAUAAAUGUUAUCAGUGUCACUAACAAGGGACUGCUGCACUCCUUUGACCUUCCAAAGGCAGUUUGCCUUGAGUUCUCGCCAAAAAACACUGUCCUGGCAACGUGGCAGCCUUACACUACUUCUAAAGAUGAUACAGCUGGAAUACCCAAUCUGCAACUUUAUGAUGUGAAAACUGGAACAUGUUUGAAGUCCUUCAUUCAGAAAAAAAUGCAAAAUUGGUGUCCUUCCUGGUCAGAAGAUGAAACGCUUUGUGCCCGAAAUGUUAACAAUGAAGUUCACUUUUUUGAAAACAACAACUUUAACACAAUUGCAAAUAAAUUGCAUUUGAAAAAAAUUAAUGAUUUUGUGUUAUCACCUGGACCCCAACCGUACAAGGUGGCUGUCUAUGUUCCAGGAAGUAAGGGUGCACCUUCAUUUGUUAGAUUAUAUCAGUACCCCAACUUUGAUGAACCUCAUGCAGCUUUAGCCAAUAAAAGUUUCUUUAAGGCUGAUAAGGUCACAAUGCUAUGGAAUAAAAAAGCUACUGCUGUGUUGGUAAUAGCUAGUACAGAUGUUGACAAGACAGGAGCUUCCUACUAUGGGGAACAGACGCUGCACUACAUUGCAACAAAUGGAGAAAGUGCUGUGGUGCAAUUACCAAAAAACGGCCCCAUCUACGAUGUGGUUUGGAAUUCUAGUUCUACUGAGUUUUGUGCCGUGUAUGGUUUCAUGCCUGCCAAAGCGACAGUUUUCAACCUGAAGUGCGAUCCUGUGUUUGACUUUGGAACUGGCCCUCGUAAUGCGGCCUACUACAGCCCUCAUGGACAUAUAUUAGUACUAGCUGGAUUUGGGAAUCUGAGGGGACAAAUGGAAGUGUGGGAUGUCAAAAAGUACAAACUUAUCUCUAAACCAGUGGCCUCUGAUUCUACAUAUUUUGCUUGGUGCCCAGAUGGUGAGCAUAUUUUAACAGCCACGUGUGCUCCACGGUUACGUGUUAAUAAUGGGUACAAGAUUUGGCAUUAUACGGGCUCUGUCUUGCACAAGUAUGAUGUACCAUCAAAUGCAGAAUUAUGGCAGGUUUCUUGGCAGCCAUUCUUAGAUGGAAUAUUUCCAGAAAAAGCAAUAACUUACCAAGUAGUUCCAAGUGAUGUACCUAGUGAAGAACCUAAAGUUGCAACAGCUUAUAGACCCCCAGCUUUAAGAAAUAAACCAGUCACCAAUUCCAAACUGCAUGAAGAAGAACCACCUCAGAAUAUGAAACCACAACCAGGAAAUGAUAAGCCAUUAUCAAAAACAGCCCUUAAAAAUCAAAGGAAGCAUGAAGCUAAGAAAGCUGCAAAGCAGGAAGCAAGAAUUGACAAGAGUCCAGAUAUGGCACCUGUUCCUACCCCACAAAGCACACCACUAAAUACUAUUUCUCAGUCAACUUCUGGGGACCCUGAGACAGACAAAAAAAUCAAGAACCUAAAGAAGAAACUGAAAGCAAUUGAACAGCUGAAAGAACAAGCAGCAGCUGGAAAACAGCUAGAGAAAAAUCAGUUGGAGAAAAUUCAGAAAGAGAAAGCCCUUCUUCAAGAGCUGGAAGAUUUGGAACUGGGAAUUUAAAGAUUCACAGAAAGCAAGCUGGUUACCAGAAAUCACUGCAAACGUAUUUUCUGUUAAACCCAUCAGUGUACAUAGAAAUAUCCAUGUGCCCACAUUUAACGUUCACUUAUAAUUUUGACCAUUUAUCUAAGAUUCUACAUAUCUAUACAAUUACUUAAUAUGUCUGUUAAAUUGAUUUUUACAUCCUGCAUCCUGUAUCAUGUCAACAUACGAUACAGAAAGAAGACAUAUGAUUUUCUGUUUAGCUAAGCUUGACAGAUUGAAAGACUAAUGUCAUUGUUUUUUAGUAGGAGACAGUAUUUACCAUAUCAAUGAAUAAAAAGAUUUUAAU
Messenger RNA from Budorcas taxicolor (takin), 2082 nucleotides. RefSeq names its product eukaryotic translation initiation factor 2A (gene EIF2A). Gene Ontology annotation, molecular function: ribosome binding; protein binding; mRNA binding. The coding region runs from base 45 to 1751 and encodes 568 amino acids. The record is from RefSeq and is a predicted model, not a curated record. Gene Ontology annotation, cellular component: cytosolic small ribosomal subunit. Gene Ontology annotation, biological process: translational initiation. The transcript has 14 exons. Lineage: Eukaryota; Metazoa; Chordata; Mammalia; Artiodactyla; Bovidae.